AUGUAUUGCACGACUCGGCAAGCAUUCGCUCGAUGCCCGUUCGAAGCUUCGCACCAUCAUCGACCUUCGGUCCGAUUGAUCGAUCAACCGACCGAACUGGCAAACUUCUCCAGCUCGAUCUCGCCCCCUGUCCGUGCUCACCCCAUCACCAAGACGUGCGAAGUAACAACCCGCUCGCCCAUCGCGAUGGCGACCGCCUCAACCGUCGACCUUCAACUCGAUCGACAUGGACUCACGGUCAUCAACUGA
Microbotryum saponariae is the source of this 249-nucleotide messenger RNA. The record is from the annotation of a GenBank genome assembly. NCBI's taxonomy places the organism in Eukaryota, Fungi, Basidiomycota, Microbotryomycetes, Microbotryales, Microbotryaceae.